GGGGGGGAGGUUUUGCUUCCGAAUUGGGAAGGAAGACAACAGAGAGGGCUUCGGGGAUGCAACCGUUGAGUCUUGCAGCCGGAUUCUUGGAAGGCUUAUUCUCAAGCAAGUGAAUAAGAGUUGUCUUUCCACAGUCAAGAGCAACCCAAGAAGAAGGGGAAAGAGAUGGAAGAGGAGGACUCAGAAGGCCCUGGAACUGGCAAGAGAUUGAAGAAGUGUUCCCAACCUAUCCAGGUAGUGAGUGAUGUUGAAUUUGAGGAAAAAGCUGUGCCAGAGAUCUUGACUCAGGACACGAUGACUGCAGAUGUACGCAGCCGAUGCUUCCGGUGGUUCUGUUACCAUGAGGUCGAUGGACCCCGAGAGUUUUGCAGCAAGCUCUAUGGACUGUGCAACCAUUGGCUGAAGCCAGAGAGGAACACCAAGAAACAGAUGCUGGACCUGGUGAUCCUGGAGCAGUUCCUGGCAGCCUUACCCCAGGAAAUGCAACGCUGGGUCAGAGGAUGCGAGCCAGAGACCAGUUCCCAGGCGGUGGCCCUGGCUGAAGGUUUCCUCCUGAGUCAGGCUGAGGAGAAGAGGCAGACAGAGCAGACGUGGGGACAAUCUCUGAAGAUGGAAGAAAAGUCCCCUGAGGGCAAAAGAGCUCCCUCAGAGGAAAGUCAGAGGGCACCAUUGCAGGAACAUGCCCAAGAUUCCCUGCCAAGUGGCAGUGAAGAGAUGCUGUCAAUCCUUCAUCUGUGCAGCGAAGUGGAAACAGCUGCUCCACAUCUGGCCCAGUCACCAGUUUCCUUUGAGGAGGUAGCUGUGUAUUUCACUGAAGGUGAGUGGGCCCUGCUGGGUCCUAGCCAAAGAGCUCUCUACCGGGAUGUCAUGCAGGAGAACUCUGGGACUGUGGCUUCUCUUGCAGCAGACAUAGAGGAGACAGCUGGGGAAUUCCAGGGGUUCUCUUUGGAAAAAAGCAAGAAUGAAGGUGCCAAAGGACACUAUGGGGAUGCACCACAGAGGCAGGAGGGAAACCACACAGGUGACAAUCAGAGGAAUGAGGAGGAUGGGGAACUGCAUCCUCAAUUGCCAAAGGAAGUGAAGAAUGAAGACUUGAGAGGAAACUUCUACAAUCAAGAUGGGCCUAAGAGGGAGAAAGAAAGCCAGAUGGUCAAGGAGAGGGGUAUUGAAGUCAGACUGACUGGCCUGUAGUUUCCUGGAUCUCCUCUGGAACCCUUUUUAAAGAUGGGGGUAACAUUUGCUACCUUACAGUCCUCAGGAACAGAGGCAGAUUUCAAUGAAAGGUUACGUAUUUUUGUCAGAAUGCUCCAAGUGAGGAAAGAGAUUCAGUUGCAGUGGCCAUCUUCAAAAUCAUUUAAGAACCCGCACAGGAGAGAAGCCUUUUGAAUCCCAGAGUCACACAAAGAGAAGCCAUGGAACUGCUUAGCUCAGAGAUGUUGAACUCGUUUGUUAAGAGGACCAUAAGUUACACGAAUGUCACUUUGUUGAAGGGCUAUGUGUUCCAUAGAAUGUAAUGCUGGGUACAGGAGAUAAACUUCAGGAAGGACACAGGCAUACCCAAUUAACAAUGUUAUUUUUUUUCAAAAUACAAACAUUUGUAAAACAUUAA
Messenger RNA from Heteronotia binoei (common prickly gecko), 1609 nucleotides. Its product is annotated as zinc finger protein 213-like. Gene Ontology annotation, biological process: regulation of DNA-templated transcription. The transcript has 8 exons. The record is from RefSeq and is a predicted model, not a curated record. Lineage: Eukaryota; Metazoa; Chordata; Lepidosauria; Squamata; Gekkonidae. Bases 166 to 1191 code for a protein of 341 amino acids.